AUGUUAUGGCAGUGCAGUCAGUUAACAGCCACCUAUCUGCAACAUCCCACGCAAGAGAAGGUCACACUUGUAAACAGCGCCAGGCUUCCAUUUCCAGCCAUCACUUUUUGCAAUCUUAAUCGUGCUCGCAUGUCCCAGCUUAAUUCUUCAGGAUACAAGGCUCUAACUGACCAGUUGUCAUUAACAUCAGGUCAUGAAUGGGAACAUAGUUUACCCAGUAACGCAAGGGAAAGAAACUUUGCUUUUGCCUUGUCACAGCUAAGUAACCAGGAACAGAUGGUUUUAGGACACCGGCUCGAAGAUAUGCUUAUUUCCUGUGUCUUCCAUGAUGAGUCCUGCAAUGAAAGCUUCUUUACUCCUUUCUUAAAUCCCAAGCUCGGGAACUGCUAUACUUUCAAUGGACCAAGAAAUCAGUCUGCAAGAAAGGAAGUUGAGGUCCUAAAUGCUACUAAGGCUGGCUUCAGUUAUGGUCUGACAAUGGAGCUUUUUAUUGAGCAGCAUGAGUAUAUCAGGAGCUUGAGCACAGCUGCUGGACUGAGAGUAGUCUUGCAUGGACAAGGGAAGAUGCCAUUCCCUGAGGAUGAAGGAGUUAAUGUCCCCCCUGGACAGGAGUCAGACAUUGGUGUCGUGAAGGUUCAUGUAAAACGUUUGGAAGAACCUUACAACAGUCGCUGUAGUAGUGGCCAAAAUAUAAAAAACUAUUAUACCGAUGUUUAUGGUACAGACUAUAGUAGAGAGGCUUGUAAAAAGAGCUGUGCUCAGACUAAGAUGAUCAAGAAUUGUGGCUGUAGAAUGUGGGAGUUCCCAGCACCCCUUGAAUUGGAUGUACCUCUGUGUAAUAUCAGCGAGUCCUCAGUGAAUCGUUGUGUGGAGAUGUAUGAAUAUAAACUAUCCCACGACCAACUCAAAUGUCACUGUCCUCUUCAGUGUGAUGAGGAGAUUUUUGAACUUACUCUGUCAUCAUCCCAAUGGCCCAGCAAUACGUACUUGGACAUGUUCUCAAAGCGUCUAAAGAGUAAAAGAGGGUAUCAAGACAAACAAACUAUAAGAGACAAUGUACUGAAGCUUGUGGUCUAUUACCAGCAGCUGAAUUAUGAAAAAAUUGAAGAAGUUCCAUCCAUGCAGCUUGUUGACCUGUUUUCAAGUAUUGGAGGGCUAGUAGGCCUUUGGAUUGGGGUCUCAGUUUGUACAGUGGCCGAGUUUCUAGAACUGAUUUUAAAUAUAUUGACAUUUGUCAUUGUAUGCCUCCCAAGUCGAAAAGAGAAGUCUCCAGAAAAUCCAUACACAAUCUCAAGCCCUCAACUUGAACCUUUCUCACUAGUGCUUUCUACUGAUCAAAGCCUUCUAUUGGAUUCUGUUGAAGAUGUCACCAGUUUGCUCAGUAACAAUGCUGGGGCUGAACAAAGCCUCCAUAACCCCUAUGGGAGCUGUGAAACAUUAAAUGAUUCCAUCUACAAUGUGUAG
Bufo bufo (common toad) is the source of this 1464-nucleotide messenger RNA. RefSeq names its product amiloride-sensitive sodium channel subunit beta-like. Gene Ontology annotation, cellular component: membrane. Gene Ontology annotation, biological process: sodium ion transmembrane transport. The record is from RefSeq and is a predicted model, not a curated record. The transcript has 10 exons. Lineage: Eukaryota; Metazoa; Chordata; Amphibia; Anura; Bufonidae. The coding region runs from base 1 to 1464 and encodes 487 amino acids. Gene Ontology annotation, molecular function: ligand-gated sodium channel activity.